AGAGGGAGCCCAGAGCUUGGCCGGGCAGCACGAGAGGAGCAGCCGCAGGAACUGCAGCUUUGUUAGCUUGGGCCGAGUCCAGAGACACCGGCCUGGCUGGUCCACGCCAGCCGCAGACAGUGGCUAAGCAUGGAGCUGUCCCCCCGCAGUCCUCCAGAGAUGCUGGAGUCGGAUUGUCCAUCACCCCUGGAGCUGAAGUCCGCCCCCAGCAAGAAGAUGUGGAUUAAGCUACGGUCUCUGCUGCGCUACAUGGUGAAGCAGUUGGAGAAUGGGGAGGUUAACAUCGAGGAGCUGAAGAAAAACUUGGAAUACACAGCUUCCCUGCUGGAGGCUGUCUACAUCGAUGAGACACGGCAAAUUCUGGAUACUGAGGACGAGCUUCGGGAGCUUCGGUCAGAUGCUGUGCCUUCAGAGGUGAGGGAUUGGCUGGCCUCCACCUUCACCCAGCAGACCCGAGCCAAAGGUCGCAGGGCAGAAGAGAAGCCCAAGUUCCGAAGCAUUGUGCAUGCUGUGCAGGCGGGCAUCUUCGUGGAGCGGAUGUUCCGGAGAACGUAUACUGCUGUGGGUCCCACGUAUUCUACUGCAGUCCACAACUGUCUCAAGAACCUGGACCUCUGGUGCUUUGAUGUCUUUUCCUUGAACCGGGCAGCAGAUGACCAUGCUCUGAGGACCAUUGUUUUUGAGUUGCUGACUCGGCAUAGUCUCAUCAGCCGCUUCAAGAUUCCCACUGUGUUUCUGAUGAGUUUUCUGGAGGCCUUGGAGACAGGCUAUGGGAAAUAUAAGAACCCUUACCACAACCAGAUUCACGCAGCUGAUGUUACCCAGACAGUCCAUUGCUUCCUGCUCCGCACAGGCAUGGUGCACUGCCUGUCAGAGAUUGAGGUCUUGGCUAUCAUCUUUGCUGCAGCCAUCCAUGACUAUGAGCACACGGGCACAACCAACAGCUUCCACAUCCAGACCAAGUCAGAAUGUGCCAUCCUAUACAACGAUCGCUCGGUGCUGGAGAAUCACCACAUCAGCUCUGUUUUUCGAAUGAUGCAGGACGAUGAGAUGAACAUUUUUAUCAAUCUCACCAAGGAUGAGUUUGUAGAACUUCGGGCCUUGGUUAUUGAGAUGGUGUUGGCCACAGACAUGUCCUGCCAUUUCCAGCAAGUGAAGUCCAUGAAGACAGCCUUGCAGCAGCUGGAAAGGAUUGACAAGUCCAAGGCCCUAUCUCUUCUGCUUCACGCUGCUGACAUCAGCCAUCCAACCAAGCAGUGGUCAGUCCACAGCCGCUGGACCAAGGCCCUAAUGGAAGAGUUCUUCCGCCAGGGUGACAAGGAAGCAGAGCUGGGGCUGCCCUUCUCUCCACUCUGUGAUCGUACCUCCACAUUGGUGGCUCAGUCCCAGAUAGGUUUCAUUGACUUCAUUGUGGAGCCCACCUUCUCUGUGCUGACUGAUGUGGCAGAGAAGAGUGUCCAGCCCUUGGCAGAUGAUGAUUCCAAAUCUAAAAGUCAGCCUAGCUUCCAGUGGCGCCAGCCUUCUUUAGAUGUAGACGUAGGAGACCCCAACCCUGAUGUGGUCAGUUUCCGCUCCACCUGGACCAAGUACAUUCAGGAGAACAAACAGAAGUGGAAGGAACGGGCAGCAAGUGGCAUCACCAACCAGAUGUCCAUUGAUGAACUAUCCCCCUGUGAGGAAGAGGCCCCGCCCUCCCCUGCAGAAGAUGAGCACAACCAGAAUGGGAAUCUGGAUUAGAGAACUGGGGGCUGGCCAGGUCCUCAUUGAGUCCAAAGUCUUCGAUGUCAUUACCACUAUCCAUCAGGACUGGUUUCCCCAUCUGCUCCAAGGGAGUGUGCUGGUCGGAGAGACAGCCCGCCUGAAAGCCAAAUGCUGGAGCUGGUGGGGUGGGGGAAGUUCCCCUCCCCAUCCAAUCCCCAAUGGGACACAAGCCUGGGGAACCACGUGCCCCCAGUGGUCACUGUGCCCACCCCUUGCCUCUGGACUCCCUUCCUGGCCAGGUGGCUACUUGGGAGGGGUGAGCUUCCUGCAGGUUUCCUAUGGCCUGGAGGGGAGGGUCAGAGGUGCCAGCCCCCUUGGCCCUCCCCAUCCUUCUUGCCUCCAAGUUUCUAAGCAAUACAUUUUGGGGGCUCCCUCAGCCCCCACCCCAGAUCUUAGCUGGCAGGUCUGGGUUUCCCUUACUGUUUCCCAAGGAAGGGCCAUAAUAGGAUGGGAGGCUGGCAGUUUUCAAAGCCCUGCAUGGGAAGGGCAGGUGUCCCUUCAAGUACUUUCCUAGGAGGAGGUGGGGACAUCCUCUCGACCCCAGACUUGCACUGCUUUGGCCUCACUCCCUCGCAAACUCCCUCUCUGAUGCCCAGACAGUGGCUAGGAGAGGAGAGGGGCCAUCGGGAUUCUGUCUGCAGGAAGACUUUCCUGGGGUCCCUAAGAACGUGGGGCUGAUCUGGGCUUGAGAAGCUUGUCACCUGCCCUACCCGGGCCUCUGGCCCUUGGCCUCCUUUCUGUCCCUGGGGACUAGGAGGCUCUCAUCCGACCAAUGUCUGUAAAUGCUUUGAGGUCUUCCUUCAGGAUGUAUCUUAUGAGCAAAGGAAGGAAAAUACAGCUGGCCCCGGUGUAAGUGGGGUGAGGUAUUACCCAAUAAUCCAUGUUGUCACAGAGUGGGUCCUUCCUGCCUCCCUUCUCCCAACACUGGCCCACCAUGAGAUUCCCCUCCCUGGGCCCCUGGUGGGUGGAAGGCAGAUGGGGAGGGGUUCAGGGCUGUUGUAUCCUGAAGCACACAGAGCAAGUGCAGCCAGGAAGAACCUCUUCCUGUCCUCAGGCUCCUUGCCCCACCUCACCCAAGAAAAGGCCAAGUCCAGGUGACUGCCUCCUCCUUUCUUGUAAAUACCAGCCAUGCGUUUGUACAGUGGGCCCUGUUCUCGUGAAGUCCAUCUCCAUGGUCAUUACACCUGCCACUCUGAACCGCAUGUGACUCCCCCAUGCUUUUGGUCUCCCAGGCCCCUGAUAUAGCCAGAGAUCAAUAAAGAAGGGAGACCAGCUGGA
Molecule: messenger RNA, 3039 nt
Organism: Peromyscus californicus insignis
Lineage: Eukaryota; Metazoa; Chordata; Mammalia; Rodentia; Cricetidae
Gene: Pde1b
Product: phosphodiesterase 1B
Exons: 16
Coding region: 130-1737 (535 amino acids)
Biological process (GO): signal transduction
Molecular function (GO): 3',5'-cyclic-nucleotide phosphodiesterase activity
Source: RefSeq, a predicted model, not a curated record